GACAUCUAUGAUCGGAAGACUAAAUCAGUGAUUGAUUUAAACUUUUAAUCAUCAAUGAUUUGACAUAUGUGAAAUUUUUUUUCAUAUAUCCAUAAUCGAAUCAAAUCAAAUCAAUCAUGAUGGAUUGGAAUAAAGAUCUGUGGAUUUACAAUUCGAAUAACAGCACCAACAAUGUAAAUGAUGAGCCAAUAAAUUCCUUGAUAAUCACAGAUGAUAAUGAUGAAGAAUAUACUGAAAAUCAACAUAUUAGCCGAUUGGAUAAUAUGAAACAACGAAUGUAUCGUUAUUUUCGUCGAUUAUGCAGAUUAUUUGUAACGAUCAACCUGAUCAUCAAUAUUAUUAUAAUUAUCUAUUUAUGGUCAAUGAACAUGUCAUUAAUUAGAAAUUUUUGUCCGCAUCAUGAUUGGACGGAAAUUCUAUUUACCAUUUAUCUAAUAGCCGGUGGAAUUAUAGCUGUUUAUUUGGUUUUACAUCUGAAAUCGUAUUGUUUAUUAUGGAUAUUUCAUUUGACAAUUUGGCUAGCAAUCGGUUAUCGUUUACAAACAACACGUCGUUAUUUUGAAUUCGAAUUUACUGAUGAUGAAUUGAUAUUCUAUCGAUCAUUGUUAAUGCCAUCGAAUAAAUUAUUGGCGAUCGGUGAAUGUGUUAUCGGAUUGAAUAUAUGGUUAUGUCUUGUUUAUAUAAUGAAUUUUUUCGGUACAAUUUUUCUUAUUUUAUCCAGUUUAAUACCAUCAAUGUUUCAGGCAUUUUGUUAUGUACAUCAUCAAAUUUUUAAUCAAUGAUUUAUUUUUUUCAAACAAAAAAUGUUUAUAAUAUAAUCACUUUGUUUGUGUACGGCUCUUGAUGUGGGCCAAAGAUUCGAAUGUUUUUAAGAUUCGAAUAAAUUCUGU
Molecule: messenger RNA, 890 nt
Organism: Dermatophagoides pteronyssinus (European house dust mite)
Lineage: Eukaryota; Metazoa; Arthropoda; Arachnida; Sarcoptiformes; Pyroglyphidae
Source: RefSeq, a predicted model, not a curated record